This is a messenger RNA of Penicillium longicatenatum, 2007 nucleotides long. RefSeq lists its product as uncharacterized. Gene Ontology annotation, molecular function: histone binding; DNA binding. Gene Ontology annotation, biological process: positive regulation of DNA-templated transcription. Bases 1 to 2007 code for a protein of 668 amino acids. The record is from RefSeq and is a predicted model, not a curated record. Gene Ontology annotation, cellular component: SWI/SNF complex. The transcript has 4 exons. NCBI's taxonomy places the organism in Eukaryota, Fungi, Ascomycota, Eurotiomycetes, Eurotiales, Aspergillaceae.
AUGGAUGAUAUUUCGGUCAACCCUGCCGCGUCGGAGAAUUUCCAGUCUGUGACUGGAUCAGAGGCUCCCGCAGAGGCAUUCCACGCCGCCAGUGGCUCUGAAGCGCAAUCGCGCCAAGAGUCGCCCGUGAAGAAGGCUGAGAACCUCGCCGGAUCCGAUAAUCCUCUCGAUGCCCCGGCCUCCCCUAAACCCCAGAAUGGCGAUGCUGAGCCAGAAGAUGAGGAGAUGGGUGGGACCGAGACGGACGCCAAGCGCGAUACCGAGGGCUUGGAGGAUGCUGCAGGAGAGUCGCAGCCCCCCGCUGAUGCUACCGAGGGUCUUGAAGAUGCAGUGGGCGAGGAACAGCCCGUACCGACCAAGUCGUCCUUAGAAGCUUCGGCCCGUGACCACCUUGUCGUACAGACCCACGCUAUCAUUCUUCCCAGCUAUGCUAGCUGGUUUGACAUGAAUACCAUCAACAACAUCGAGAAGAAGGCCCUCGCAGAGUUCUUCAAUGGCCGCAACCGCAGCAAGACUCCGGCUACAUACAAGGACUACCGUGAUUUCAUGAUCAACACCUACCGAUUGAACCCCAUUGAAUACUUGACCGUGACUGCUUGCCGUCGCAACCUUGCCGGUGACGUAUGUGCAAUUAUGCGUAUUCACUCUUUCCUGGAGCAGUGGGGCUUGAUCAAUUACCAGGUUGACCCUCAAACUCGACCAUCCAACAUUGGCCCGCCAUUCACCGGCCACUUCCGCGUUAUUGCAGACACCCCGCGUGGAUUGCAGCCCUUCCAGCCCGGCCCGCAGCCCUCCGUCACUUCUGGCAAGCCUCUUGCGGCAACUGAGCGCGCUGCGUCUGCUACCCCCGCAAUUAAGGCCGAUCUGAGUCUUGAUCUGCGCCGUAAUGUCUACGAUACUAAGGGCAAGGAAGCCACCCCACUCUCAGAGAAGCAAACCAAUGGCGACAUGAAUGGAGCUGAGACACAAGAGCCCCGGAAGAAGGCUCACUGCUUUUCCUGCGGCAUUGACUGCACGCGGCUUCGGUUCCAUUACGCCAAGGCGGCCCCGACCUCAGCCAAUGCAAACACCCCGAACGCAAAAUAUGAUAUGUGCCCUAACUGCUUCCUUGAAGGCCGCAUGCCUUCUAGCCAUAACGCCUCAGAUUUUGUUAAGCUGGAGGAUAAAGCACACUCCCACGUGCCUGACAAGGAUGCGCCCUGGACGGACUCUGAGCUGCUCUUGCUUCUGGAGGGCCUAGAGAGCUUUGAUGAUAAUUGGGAGCAGAUCGCCAACCACGUUGGUACUCGGACCUCAGAGGAGUGUGUGAUGAAGUUCUUGCAGCUGGACAUCGAGGACAAGUACCUUGAAGACUUGCCUGAGCUUCGCUCCGGUCCCGGCCGGGAGCCAAUCAACGCCACAGAGAACCCUGUGCUUUCCGUUGUUGCAUUCCUGGCUCAGAUGGCGGAGCCCACAGUGGCUGCUGCUGCCGCCGGCCGUACCGUUGAGGAGAUCCGCAAGGAGCUGCGCAAUCAGCUUGAGAAGGGGAGAUGGCAAGGGCAAGGAAUCAUCGAGCAGGCCGAGAAGCCCAAGGAGUCGCUCGCCACCGUUGCUCUAGCCGCCUCUGCUGCUCGCGCUAGCGCCCUUGCCUCACACGAAGAGCGUGAAAUGACUCGGUUGGUUGGAGCCGCGGUCAAUGUGACUUUGCAGAAAUUCGAGAUUAAGUUGCAACAGUUCAACGAGAUGGAGGAGAUCAUUGAGGUUGAGCGUCGGGAGCUAGAACAGGCACGUCAACAGCUCUUCCUGGACCGCAUGGCUUUCAAAAAGCGUGUCAAGGAGGCCCAGGAUGCUUUGCAGGCCGUCAGUCUGCAGGGUCCUAACGAGCACACCAACACUAUGCUUGCAAGCGCCGCCACUGCUGGUAUUGGCAAUCACUACAGCUUCCAGCCUGUUGGUGGAGACGCUCGGGCUGGAGCUCAGCCCUUGAGCGCCGAGACUGGUGCCGAUUUCAAAACCCUCGACCUGUAA